GGUCCAUUGUGCAGGAUUGUAUAUUCAUGCCGGGCGACCUCCCUCCAGAGCUCUUGGAUCUCGUAUUCUCCCAUUUACACGAGGGCGAAUGGGAGCCAUCGGUCGCCCCCAUAUCUCACAGCAAAUAUGAGCUAGACUCGUGCAGUCGGGUGUGCCGCAUGUGGAAUGCAGCGGCGCGUUCCCACCUCUUCCGGGACAUCACUUACUCUUAUCGCGCCGUCCCUUACGACGCUACACUCAAUGAGCGAGGCGAUUACAACGACACGCUCCCGAAAUACGGCUACUUCGAUGCAGAGUAUAAGCCUAAUGCUCGGUACAAGACCUUUCCGAUGUUCUUUUCUUUUGUGGCGCAGUCACCCAUCGCCCAGUACAACAUUCGCCGCUUGAGGCUUGAUGCUUGGCCUCGUGACAAGAGCCCUUUCUUCUACGGCCAAGCCAGUGACUUCAUCGAUGCAUCUCUCUUCGUUCAAUUACUGCAGCUGCUACCCCAUCUUUGUGUACUACACCUUUGCAACGUCGGCAUCGCGCGCUUCCUGAGUCCUCGGAACUCCCCAAUCUUACAUCCUUCACUGCACCGGAUGUCCAUCUCGAGCGUGGCUACCACGAAAGAUAUCUACCAUGGAUGGCCGGAACUAGCAGUCAGCGACAUUCUCGACUGCUUUGCCGAGAUUGAGGAGCUGCACCUCGUUCUCCCAAACAUCCCUCGUUUCGAGUCAGACGCACAUGAAGAUUGGCCCCCUUUGAAGAUCAGCAGAUUGAUUCUCGGUGACUCAAUGUACUUGGACGAUGGUCUGUUCGAGUACCUGUUCGAAGUGCGGGGUAUGCAACGGGUCUCUACGCUUAGUCUCGAGCACCUAUCGCCCGACUCCGCUCUUGACCUGCUCUGCCAAAUGCACUUCGACGAACUACGAUUGGCAUGCACAGAGGCAGAUGAAUACUGUGGUCUAGAAGGGUUGUUCGACAUAUCCUCUUGUACCGAGCUGAAGCAUCUUGCCAUCGACGUUCCGUUCAUCUUGACGGAGGGCAACGUGCCUGCAGAAAUAAGCGGGCCCACCAUGUUUCCAGCAUUUGUCGUUAUCAUCGGACUUUUGGAGGCAAGCCUUCCGCGGCUCACAAGACUGACACUACAUUUAUGUGGUGUUCACGCCUACGAGCGCGACGGGCGGUCCGAUACCCACCCACUGAUGCCUGCUAGAGACCACACUCUGCAAUAUUUUGAGCAGAGACUUGUACGUCUUAUCGAUCACUUCAGCCUUUCGAGCAUCACAUUCGCCGUAAACGGAGACGAUCCUCGUACCUUACCUACGAAGGAUGUCGAGAAUCUGCUCAAAAGGUGUUGUCCUCGCUUGGCAGCGGAGAAGAAAUAUUCUGUUGUGCGAACUGCCGAGGAUGCCACGCCUUCUUAUAUAUUUGGUACGGACCGUUACCUGACAUAGAAGACUCGGCACGCCUUAGAGCUUGACAGCAUGACGCAGAUAGAGGCGUUCUGGUACGAGACACAUGUACUAUUACUGCUGACGAUGCAGGGCUCAUUACGCAUACGUUUGACUGUUUGGUUUGAAGAAGCUCAUUGUCGUGUGAUCAGAAUCGGGGCAUUGUAAACGGGGAGCAUCGUCCCUGUCAAACAAUGAAGUUUGGGGUGUCAUAGUCGCCGUCAGGGUAGAUUUAGGUCGGGGCGUGCGCGCGAACUCGUUUCCUGCAUUCGGGAGACUUGUGGUAGCAUU
Phanerochaete carnosa HHB-10118-sp is the source of this 1724-nucleotide messenger RNA. RefSeq lists its product as uncharacterized. Lineage: Eukaryota; Fungi; Basidiomycota; Agaricomycetes; Polyporales; Phanerochaetaceae. The transcript has 3 exons. The coding region runs from base 27 to 1436 and encodes 469 amino acids. The record is from RefSeq and is a predicted model, not a curated record. Gene Ontology annotation, molecular function: protein binding.